GAGCAUCAGGUCGGCUCGGCCAUCGUGUAAGGAGAGGAGAAAGUAACAAGUAUGAGGAUCCCGACGUUCACUCCUCUUGAGGUGAAUGUGUUUGUCAAUGCAAGGCAAGUUGGACCUCGCCUAAGCUCACCCCCUCAUAUUGCGCUUCUUUUCUUCGUUGCCCCAUCGCCCCCUCGACAAUCCAUUCGUCUUCCACAGGAGUUCAACCAAGACAAGACAAAUACAGCACCAGGCCUUUCUCCUCCUCGCGAUCUGAAAGCUUCAUCUCCCUCCGGUAUAAGUAACAGCCGUGGACUCCUAUUCUGCCUCUUCCGAGAUUUGCUAAACGUCAAAGCAGAUCGUGCUCAUCUCGCCUUCAACUCGACUUCCCUCUCCAGAUUCACUUUCUCGUCACUUCGCCCCGGGUCGAUCACUAUUUGUGAUCUCAAUCUCCCAAAUCGUACAUCUUUUCAACGACUGCCACCCCAGGAAGAACCUCCCGGCAGUUGUACCAUCGACUCAUCGCACAAUGUCACACGCCGAAGAGCUUCCCGAACUCAUGACGCAGCUGGAGAUUGGAGAUGAUAGCAAUCCCAGGCAGACCGCAACAUCUUCAUCGGUUCCCUGGCCCUGGUCGAAUAUUCCAC
Messenger RNA from Hyaloscypha bicolor E, 626 nucleotides. RefSeq lists its product as uncharacterized. Lineage: Eukaryota; Fungi; Ascomycota; Leotiomycetes; Helotiales; Hyaloscyphaceae. The transcript has a single exon. The record is from RefSeq and is a predicted model, not a curated record. The coding region runs from base 52 to 564 and encodes 170 amino acids.